Molecule: messenger RNA, 831 nt
Organism: Darwinula stevensoni
Lineage: Eukaryota; Metazoa; Arthropoda; Ostracoda; Podocopida; Darwinulidae
Source: the annotation of a GenBank genome assembly
AUGCGCCUUGUGACACAUGCAGGGAUCCUGGCCCUGGAGUGCAAGGACGGAGACGCAUGGAGGGUGGGAAAUUCCUGCAACUUCUAUUUCCUCUGCCAUCACAACGCCGCCUACGUCACAGCCUGCCCCCAACACACGUACUUCCACGCCGACAUCAAGUCUUGCUCUCACAAUCUGCCGCCAGAGGAGGAAUGCCAACCCAUCGUCAAAGGAGAGAAGCAAGAGGAGGAAGGGGCAGAAUCUGAGAUGACAUCUGAAGGGACAUCCGAACCACCCCCGACGCCAUCAGACUGGUUUGAAUGCCCCGAAUUGAAUGGACUGUUCUCCCAUCCGUACAAUUGCUCCGGGUACUUCCAAUGCUCCAACGGCUUGGCCUACGAAUUCCAUUGCGAAGGCGGGCUUCACUUCGAUCCUGCGACUGAAGAGUGUAACUGGCCAGACGAGCUCGAAGACCCCUGCGUUCCAUCAACUACUGUUGAUAAUCGUCACCUUCCACAGGAUCAUCGUCACCCUCCAGUUGAUAAUCGUCACCUUCCACAGGAUCAUCGUCACCCUCCAGUUGAUAAUCGUCACCUUCCACAGGAUCAUCGUCACCCUCCAGUUGAUAAUCGUCACCUUCCACAGGAUCAUCGUCGUUCUCCUGUUGAUAAACGCCACCUUCCACAGGAUCAUCGUCCCCCUCCCCUUCUCCAGCACGAGGGCGAGGUCGCCAAGUGUUCCGGGAAGAACUGCGCCGAGACGGAGGCGGAAGUGAAGGUGGAUCGCGUGCAUCAUCCACUUCCCUUCGCUCUUCAUCUUCUGGUGAGGCUUCGGCCACUCCUCGUUUCUUGA